This is a messenger RNA of Tribolium madens (black flour beetle), 1053 nucleotides long. RefSeq names its product putative nuclease HARBI1. Bases 1 to 1053 code for a protein of 350 amino acids. NCBI's taxonomy places the organism in Eukaryota, Metazoa, Arthropoda, Insecta, Coleoptera, Tenebrionidae. The record is from RefSeq and is a predicted model, not a curated record. The transcript has 2 exons.
AUGGAACAAUUAUUAGUUGGUGUUUUGACGGACAAUGAAGAUAUAGUUGAACUAUUAAACAUUACGCGUCGUAAAAGAGCUCGAAAAGUUUUUCGACUUCGGGAAAAUCAUUUCACCAAAUGGAAUGAUAAGGAAUUUAUUAAAAGAUUCCGUUUGUCGAAAAAUGGAGUACGUUUUGUGUUGGAUCGCAUUUCAGAAGAAAUUGCACAUCCAACUCAAAGCGGAACUUAUGUUGUAACAUUAAGAUUUUACGCCACAGGCUCGUUUUUGCAAGUUGUUGCAAAUUUCUCUGGCAUAGGGCAUAGGGUUAGCUGGGCUAUUGCUAGAUUAGAAACCAUUUUUAUUAAGUUACCAAACACAAAUCAAGAGAUGCAAUGUAACAGCAAAGAAUUUUACAACACCGCUCGAUUUCCAAAAUGCAUUGGUGCAUUAGACUGCACUCAUAUUAAAAUAAUGUCGCCAGGUGGAGAUCAAGCUGAAAUUUUUAGAAAUAGAAAAGGGUUUUUUUCAAUGAAUGUCCAGGCAAUAUGCGAUACACAUGCGAAAAUCCAAGACAUUGUUUGUCGAUGGCCAGGUUCCGCCCACGAUAGUACAAUAUUUAAUAAUUCGUCCAUCCGACAGAAGUUUGAAAAUAGAGACUUUGAAAACUACGUUCUGGUGGGUGAUAGUGGUUAUGCUGUAAGGCCAUUCCUAAUAACACCAUUGGGCGCAACUGCAACCAGAGCAGAAAAUUUAUUUAACGAAUGCCAAAUUAGAACACGUAAUCCUAUUGAAAGGUGCUUUGGGAUAUGGAAAAGGCGUUUCCCUGCACUUGCAUUUGGAAUAAGGCUUCAAAGACAUAAAGUAGAAGCAAUUGUGGUGGCUACUGCAGUGCUUCACAACAUGGCUUGUUUGCUAAACGAAGAACUUCCACCAAUAAACCCAGAAGAAGAAGCUGCAGUACAAUUUGUAAACGAUGUUGGCAAUGAAAUUGUUCGAGAAAAUAAUAUUGGGGGAGUAAAUAAUUCGGUUCGACAUCAAUUAAUUCAUGAUUAUUUUAAUAGAUUAUUAUAA